GUAUUGGAGCGCGUUAGUAUGAACACAUGCACUGCAUAAGCGACUCUCAAGUCAGAUGCGCGGUGCCUCGACGGAUCUGUCGCAGCUGCCCAGUUAAAACAGACAGCAUACAACUGAAAUGUCUAAAGCAGUCCUGCAAGCUUGGGAGGGGCGCUUCCUCAGCGGAGAGCUCAGCGACUGCGAUGUGGUCUUCUUCCUGGAGCCCGAGUGUGCUGGCUCGCCGCUGACGGGGCCCUACGCCCUCUCCAACCAAGCCGACGGCCGCGUGCUCGUCGGCGCCCCGCUGCCCGCGCACACCCGCAUCCUGUGCGACGGGUCAGAGCUUUUCCCCGCCGAGCUAGAGCGCUGGCGGGUUGCAGCUGCGGACGCAGAUGGCGAUAGCGGAGGUGCCAGCUGCUCGGGCGGCGAAGGGGCAGCGGGCGCUGACGCAGGGACAGGGGGCGCCGAGGCAGCGGCACGGGGCGCUGACGGGGCCAGGCCCGCCAAGCGGCAGCGCGUGGCGGCGGCCGCGGGUCUGGCGGCGGGAGGCGGCGGGCGGCCGCAGCUGCACGUGGGGCUGUGGGCUCCCGGGGAGCGGCGGCUGGCGGAGGCGCUGCUGCGCUUCAUGUACUGCGGCGUGUUGCGCCUCAGCACCAUGCCCGACCUGCUGCGGGCGCGGCCGGUGGCGCUGCGCCUAGCCAUCGAGGGCGGUGUGCAGGCCUGCGACGACAGUGUGCGGGCCUCGCUCGGGGCGGCAAAGGCGGCGGGCGAGGCGGCGGUACAGGCGGUGCUGUUGGACCUGUACGCCUGCCGCGCACUGCUGCCUGAGCCCGAAGACGCUGCGGGCGCUGACCCCACCGGGCCCGAGCUGCGGCGGGACGUGCUCACCUUCAGUCGGGCAGCUGUGGUGCAGCGCUGCAAGGACAUGUACGGCGCUGGUGGUGCUGCCCGUGCUGCUGGUGGGGCGGCUCCUGCUGGAGCGGCUCCUGCUGGAGCGGCUCCUGCUGGGGCGGCGGCGCCACCUGCGGCUGGCGUUGCAGCGGCUGCUGCUGGGGCGGCGGCUGUCGCCGGUGCUGGUGCGGCGGCUGGUGCGGUCGGGAUCCCUGCAGCAGCUGGGGCAGCAGCGGCUGCGGCGGGCGAUGCGGCGGGCGAGCAGCCAGGCAGCGGCAGUCCGCCACUGGGCGAGCUGCUGGCUUUCGCAUUCCAAAGCGUGUCUUCCAUCCUCCAGGAAGUGCCCAUUCGCAUGCAAUUGCUUAGCCUCCCAUGGGAAGCAAUGGAGGCCUUGCUGGCAUCGGAGGGCUUUGCCACGGACGACGAGGCGAGUGUGGUGCUGCUGUUGGCACACAGGCGGUACUGGCGCAUGAAGAACGAGUUGCCCCAGCAGGUCACUGCCCAUGUGCAGCGGCUGCUGCGUCACAUCCGCUGGCCGCACGUGAGCGACGCCUUCCUGCUGCAGUACGCGCCCCACGUGCCCUGGCUGGGCAUGAGCUGGGAGCGCGCCGCAUGGCUGAGCAUGUACGCGCGGGCAACAACGCCGGAGCAGCGCUCGACCAUGGAAAGGGCCGCAGCAAGACAUGAACAGCAGCAGCAGCAGCAGGGUGGGGCGCAGGCGGCACACGAGCACGUCAGCUUCCACCUGGAUGCGCCCGGCCACCGCGCGCCCCGCCGCCCCGCCGCCCGCCCGCCCGGUGUGCGGGCCUGCGCCGUGGAUGCAAAGGAGCUUGUUCGCGUACAGACGGGGCCGGUGGGCUCACGAGAGCCGCAGUUUAACGGAGCCGCUGCGGCGGGCGGUUACCUCUGGAGCCCCUACGUGUGCCGGUAUGAUGGGGGUGUGGGCGUGGCGCUGGUUUGCGGGGCUCUACUCUAUGACGCCAGGCAGGUUGCGCCUGGCAUGGCCUUCCCCGGCAAGGACGUGGUCGUCACAGUGCUGGAUUUGGAAGGCCGAGUGGCACACAGCCGUCCCUAUGGCAGAGCCAACGGCGGCACGGCGGGGGUCAGCAUUGGGUUGAUGGGCGAGCCGCUGCUGCUGGACCUGGAGGAUAAGGCGGCGGAAGGCGAGGCGCGGUGGGCGCGCUACCUGCGGGCUGGCAAGCUGCACAUGCGGGUGGAAUUUAGGUCGUAGGCAGCAGGGGGUUCGCUAAGGUGGCCAGCCGCUUGCUUGCGGGGCACACGCACACUCACGUGUGCGCUGGAAGCGAGCGAGCUUGGUUGCUCAUAGUGGUGCGGUGGAGAGCAAGGUGGUAUGGGGCGUGGCAAGGCCGUUGCCGUGCGGUACGGUAUGCGGAGACGGAAGUUUGGAGGCCUGGCACUGUGGCUCUCAGAGCCAGAAUUUAUGGAGUUGGUGUGGGUGGGUGGGAGGCAUGUGCCCGAGUUCAUGGAUAGGCCGUAACAGGUCCCUGAGACCCCAAGUUGGUCGCAAACGCAUUGGGCAAAGGCGGUCCCGUGUGGCCGCUCCGUGCGGGUGGGGCGCGGCGCCUGGACUGCGGGGGGAGCCCGAGGGCCCCGCUAACCCCGAGACCAGGAGAACCUGAAAUUGUAUAAUUGGAUAGAACGUCCUCACAGGCCGUGGCUGUGCGGCCGCAGCUGCUAAGGCCAUAGCUACCGCAUAGGGCUGUUGCUGUGAGGCCGUAGCGUGGCACUUGCGCAGCAGGUCAGCCGUGGCCCCAAAACGGACGUCAUGUAGUGUGGGCUCAGCCCACUUUUCUCUUCAGGGGGGCCCUUCAUAAUUUCGCUGUGCUCUGAUGAUUGUAUCGUGUGUUUCAGGUACGGCAGCAUGCACGUGUGCCGUACAUGCUGGGCUGUGUUGGGACGCGGUGGUAGCAACGGCCACGCGAUGUGUGAGCAUGCUGGAGCUACCAGGGAGUCGUGUGUUGGGCUUGGCGUAGGUGCCCCACGCGGUUUGUUACAGCGAUAAGCCUGCCUCUGCAAUGGCCGUGCGGCAACAGGAGUGCAUGACGGAGCCUUGGAAGGCGAACAGUGUGUGUACGGCACAGAGCCGUAUAUACCGGUAUUGUACGGAGGCCACAGACUCAGGGCAGCUGCUGCCCAGGUACCACUAACGCAGGUGCCGCGUCCUUUUGUGCUGGGUGUAAUUGUAGUAGGAUAGUCGGCAAAAGACGCAUCUAGAUGCCCCAGGGCACCGUCCGCAGGGUUAUAUACUUGUGUGUCGUAGAACUUCCGUGUUCCGCCCACAGUAAUUGUUUACAAGUGACGGCGUUGAGAUUGUGCCGCCCGACCACUACCGCAUCCAUCGGCCAUCCAAUUGCUCUUUGGGCUGUUACGCGGUACGCGUUCUCUGCUGCGUCAGCACACGGACCGAGCUCCAGUCCCGUGCGCCACUUCGGCCAACACUACCUCUAAUCUUGCCUC
Molecule: messenger RNA, 3348 nt
Organism: Chlamydomonas reinhardtii
Lineage: Eukaryota; Viridiplantae; Chlorophyta; Chlorophyceae; Chlamydomonadales; Chlamydomonadaceae
Exons: 2
Coding region: 119-2101 (660 amino acids)
Source: RefSeq, a predicted model, not a curated record